AUGAGCAGCUUCACCACCGGCCGGCGCGGCCAGAGCGUCAACAUGUCGCAAUAUCUGCAGACUCUGAACGAGAUCAGGCAAGAACCUUCGCCCGAGGACACGACGGGCACUCUCGAGGAUGACCUCGCCGUCUUCGCCAACACAAACUUUGUCGAUUGGGACACUCCCACCGCUGCCCACCACACCAGCCCGGUCUCUGCACCGACUCCCAGCACCGCGGCUCCAUCUGUGCCUGCGAAUACGCCUAUGAUGAAGCAGGCUGCGACGCCUGCGCCGCCAAACACAGACCCGUUGGCUGAUCUGACGACGUUCGAUUUCAACUUGGACGGUUAUGGGUUCGACUUCAACCCCUACACAUCUUCUGGUGUGCCUGCCUUUUCAGAGAACCUGAGUGCCCUGCAACCUCUGCAGCCUGCACCUACCUAUGCCUCCCAUGGUUCUCAACGCAACCAGUUUGUCCCCGCUGGUCCUCCAGCCGGCGAGAAGCGCAAGGCCGACACAGUCCCGGCUCCCCGGCAAUUGAGCUUUGAGGACCAGUCCCGGUUGGCCGCCGAGGAGGACAAGCGCAGGCGCAACACAGCCGCCAGUGCGCGCUUCCGUGUCAAGAAGAAGGCGAGGGAGCAAGCUCUUGAGAAGAGCCAAAAGGAGUACGCCGACAAGAUUGUCCUUCUCGAGGGUCGUAUCUCCACACUGGAGACCGAGAACAAGUGGCUCCGGGAGCUGGUCAUGGAGAAGAACGGCGGCAGCGCCGAGGCUGUUUCCACCCUGAUGGACGGUCAGAAAGCCAAAGAGUCCUCCAAGAACGACACCGCCAGCAAGUCAUCAUGA
Messenger RNA from Microdochium trichocladiopsis, 828 nucleotides. RefSeq lists its product as uncharacterized. Bases 1 to 828 code for a protein of 275 amino acids. Gene Ontology annotation, molecular function: RNA polymerase II transcription regulatory region sequence-specific DNA binding; DNA-binding transcription activator activity, RNA polymerase II-specific. The transcript has 2 exons. Gene Ontology annotation, biological process: regulation of transcription by RNA polymerase II. The record is from RefSeq and is a predicted model, not a curated record. Gene Ontology annotation, cellular component: nucleus. NCBI's taxonomy places the organism in Eukaryota, Fungi, Ascomycota, Sordariomycetes, Xylariales, Microdochiaceae.